Messenger RNA from Tupaia belangeri chinensis (Chinese tree shrew), 1833 nucleotides. RefSeq names its product neuronal calcium sensor 1 (gene NCS1). The record is from RefSeq and is a predicted model, not a curated record. NCBI's taxonomy places the organism in Eukaryota, Metazoa, Chordata, Mammalia, Scandentia, Tupaiidae. Gene Ontology annotation, molecular function: calcium ion binding; calcium sensitive guanylate cyclase activator activity.
UUACCGAGAAGGAGGUCCAGCAGUGGUAUAAAGGCUUCAUCAAGGAUUGCCCCAGUGGGCAGCUAGACGCAGCAGGCUUCCAGAAGAUCUACAAGCAGUUCUUCCCUUUUGGGGACCCCACCAAGUUUGCCACGUUUGUUUUCAACGUCUUCGACGAGAACAAGGACGGGCGAAUCGAGUUCUCUGAGUUUAUCCAGGCACUGUCAGUGACCUCCAGAGGGACCCUGGAUGAGAAGCUGCGGUGGGCCUUCAAGCUCUAUGACUUGGACAACGACGGCUACAUCACCCGGAACGAGAUGCUGGACAUCGUGGACGCCAUUUACCAGAUGGUGGGGAACACAGUGGAGCUCCCCGAGGAGGAGAACACGCCUGAGAAGAGGGUGGACCGGAUCUUUGCCAUGAUGGACAAGAAUGCCGAUGGGAAGCUGACGCUGCAGGAGUUCCAGGAGGGGUCCAAGGCAGACCCCUCCAUCGUGCAGGCGCUGUCCCUCUAUGACGGGCUGGUAUAGUCCAGGGCCCAGAGCUGUGAUGCCUGGGGACCGCCUGCCUCCUCCUGUGCCAUGAGGCCACCUCAGCCCUGCCCACCCUCGUGUCCACCCAGCCCUCCUCUGCUUCCACACACAGCCGGCUGCCCUUGAACCCAGGGCCCGGCUCUCCUCCCCUGGCCCUGCACCCACCUGCCGCCUGAAGCCACCGGCUCCAAUUGCCAACAACCUCUGCUUGUCCGGAACGCGGCAAACGAAACGGAAAAGGCUCUUGCCCGCCACGCCACUGAGGACUCGGCUGCUUCGCAGCCUCUGGGUUCCUCCUGCUCCUUGCGCGUGUGCUUUUGGUUUUUAUUUCAAACAGACAUUUUAAAAGAAACAAAACAAAACAGAACACUACCUUCUGUCCUAGAAGGUACGGACUGACAGAUGGGAGAAGGCUCGGGGACCUCGGAGAACUCUGCCCCAGCCUGGUCCCUGCAGCGGGAGAGGCCAUGGUGGACCAGGGCUGCCCGGUCGGGGGCCACCUGCCUACCAUCCUGGCCCCACCCUUUAGCAGCAAAGCCACCCGGGUGGCUAGGAUGGUCCGUGAAGAGGAGGAGGAAGAGGGAGUUUUUGUGAUAACAGUGUUGUGCUUUUUGUGGGGAAAGUGAGUUUUUUUUAUAUAUAUACACAUAUAUAAUUGGUACCUUUUAUUUAUUGGUUGUUAACCAUUGCUGCUGCCUUGUGUGUCCAAAGCUCCCAGGGAUGCCGGGCCUACCCUCACAUGUGCACGUCCUCACCCACCUGCCCACCGGCUCGGAGGAUGGGGGCCUGCAGCAGCCAAGAAGCCAAAAACUAUUUUUUUUUCUUCAGAUACUGUGCUUGGUGUUGGCAGAGGAGAAGGCGGGCGUUUCUACAUGGCAACUGCCCUGUUCCCGCCAGCCUCCGGCCCUCUCCGUUUCUGUCUCCCUGCCACUGUUCCACCUCUGCCCCACCCUCUUCCUCUGGGCCUGGGUCAUUCGUUCCAAGGGGCAUUUUUGGCUUUCAGUAUGUGCUUUGGUGUUUGCAGCAGCGUGGAGCAUGGCAAGCCUUGUCCUGGACCAGGACGCAGGAGGGGGAGGAGGUCUGGCGGAGAGGAGGGAGGGCUGGUGUCUGCACAGGUUGGCACAGGGGACGCCCACACCUCCUUGGUGGGGGGGCUCGGUGACAGCCCGCAGGGAGCUCUUCGCACCCUGUCUCCCCGCCUUAGCGUUUCCCAGCGGGAGGCACGUGUUCUUUCCUGUCCCUCCCUUAGUUCCCAUGCUGGGAAAGAAGGGGAGGAGGGGCCCUCCCCCACAACCCCAUUGGGCGGUCCCUGCCCCAGCAC